AUGAAUAACUGUUUUCAAAAUUUUGACAGUACAUUAGGUGGUAGGCAAGUUUUACCUGCUACUUACAAUGUAUCAGAUUUUUUAAAACACAGAAUGGAAGAAGUUGUCAUGUUAACUGAAGCCGUUAAUGAAAAACCUUUUAGAGGCCAAGGAUUUCAAAGAUUACCCAAACAUUUAAGAAGAAGGCAAAUGAGCCAUUACUCAAAAAAGUUACCUAGAAGGCUUCAGGGCACACAGAGUAACGAUGAAGUGCCUGGUCCUGGUAAACGUCCCAGUAGGAAAUUUAGAAGAAGACCAAGUAAUUUACAACAAGAGUAUUGCCAAAGACAGACAAAAAAUACAUGGCUUGAAACUCACAUUUGGCAUGCUAAGAGAUUUCACAUGACUUCUAAAUGGGGGUAUAUGAUUCCUGAAAAAUGUACUACUAAAAAUUUAAGAUGUUUAUACAGAGCAAUUUGUAGAAAUGCAAUUCUAACAGAUAUUUCAUAUUACAAUUGUAUUCAAUUGGAAGGUCCUGAAAUCAAAUUGUUAGAAAAUUUAAAAAAAUGUACAUCUCCUGAUUGUGGAUUGACAUUUGGAGCAAAAAUAUUUUUAAAUGGUGAAAAAGAAGGUCAUCUUCCAUUUUUUUACCCUGAUUCAUAUCCUCAAGGGAUAAUUGGACAUUUAUCAUUUAUCUGGAAGCCUUAUAAUAAUCUAGACUCGAAAAGAACUCUUUGGAUUUGGGUUCAUCCAUUAAUUCAUUUUUCUGUCAAAAAAUGUCUUGAAAAGUUAUUCAAACUUAAAAAUAUUGAAGAAUGUGAUACAUCUAAAGAUAUUGAUAAAAAUAAUACUGAAAUACAAACAAUAAAAACGGAAAACUCGAGCGAUCUUAAUAAAGAUAUGGAUUUGAUGAAUAUUAAGUCGAAAAUAAAGAAUGUUCCUUUUGAUAAAACACCAAAAUUUGUGUCUGAAGAUCAAUUAAUAACCAUGACUCUACUAAAAGAUACAUUAAAUAGAUUUCAGGUUACAGGACCAGUUUCACAAAAUGUUAUUUGUAAAGUUUUUAACUUAAUCGAAAUACAAAAUAAUAAUAAUAAAUCAAAAGAAGUAAUUGAUACAGACAAUGAUUACGAACCAUCUAAAAAAAAAAUCAAACAAGAUACAGACUUGAAAAAAACUUAUGAGAAAAAAUCCAAAUGGUGGCAAGAAUAUUAUAGAGAAGAAACAAACAAAAAAAGUUGGGAUAGUCAAAAAAAAUUUUUUUUUACAUUAAAUGAAUGUACUAAACCUACUGACAUACCUUCUGGUUCUGUAAUACCAUUAGUUAUUGGUGAUCCCAGAUUGACAAUGCCUGAACGUAUUCAAAAAAAAAUUGAACCAUUAAAAAAAUCACCAUCAAUCCUUGAAAAUUAUUUUGAAUCAAUUUUUUUUAAUAGUCCAAUUUGGGAACCUCAUAUAAGGGAUGAAGUUUCUAUGAGUAAAUUAUCUCAGGUACAAAUAAAUAAAGCGAGAUCAAAAAAAAUAGUUCCUGGUGGUGCAUCGAAUAGUGUUAUCCCGGAUACAAAUUUACCAAGAAUCCCAAUACUAUUAGUUCAAAGGCCUGGAACUGCAAAUAUUAAAAAUAGACCAAAUGGAUUCGGUAGCGGUUUCGAUAUAAUUUGUCCAGCAGAAUAUGGUGCAGCAAUUUUAGAAGCUUUUUCUAUUAAAAAUGUACACAUUGGAGGAUUAAGAGAAAUCGAACUCCUUAAUUUCGAAUGUAGAAAUUUUAAUUAUUAUUUUCAACCGGAUAGUGAGGCGGGAAAAAUUACGAGCGAUAAUUUGGCACAAUUUUAUAAAAAUCGUUACCGUAAUUUACCUCCGAAUGCUCGAACCAAUUUUAUUAAACUAAGAAGUCCUACACCCUUCCACUGUGCUUGGGAUUUAUUGAUUAGAGAUUGGAUUAAUUUAAUUGACGAUAAAAAAAUUCAUAAUAAAUUUAAUUAUAAAGUUUUGAGAAAUAAAAAACAUUUGAGAGAAUUGAGGGAAGUCGUUAAUAAACCGCAAACUUUUAAUUUUUCCACAAUGAAAAAAUUAAUGGAUGCCGCAGGAGAAAAUUGUUUAAUUCCAGUAGUUAUAGAAUUUGUUAAAAAAGGUAAACCAACGGAUUUAGCUUUAAUUUGUUUGCCGAAAAAAGAAGAUUUGUUAAGUGGUAAAGAACCGGAAGAGAAAAUUCAUACUGAUAUAAAUAAAAAAAAAAUAAAUGAAAAUAUACGUGACGAAGAACAAAAUCACGUGCAAGAACCUUUACCGAUUAAACGUGAAGAAAAUACACGUGAUACCGUCGAAGAAUCAUCAUCAAAAAAUUCUAAAAAAGAAUCCAAUUGGGUUCCAAAUCUCUCGGAAUUAAAUAACAUAAUAAAUUUUCCAUCCAGAACAUUAAUGGGAUACGUUACGGUAGGAGAUUUUGGUUUAUCCUCAGGGAAUUCGUCGGGAUUGGGAUAUGUUUCCAUUUUGAGUUUAUUUGAAAUCAUCAAAAUGGUCAACGAAUGUAAUUCAACGUCGUUAAAGGUUUUGGUUAAAAAUCCAACUCAAAGAAAUUACAAAUUUGCCAAACUAACCGUGCCAGAGGAAUAA
Pediculus humanus corporis (human body louse) is the source of this 2592-nucleotide messenger RNA. RefSeq names its product ribonuclease p/mrp subunit, putative. Bases 1 to 2592 code for a protein of 863 amino acids. Gene Ontology annotation, biological process: tRNA 5'-leader removal. Lineage: Eukaryota; Metazoa; Arthropoda; Insecta; Psocodea; Pediculidae. The record is from RefSeq and is a predicted model, not a curated record. The transcript is spliced from 4 exons. Gene Ontology annotation, cellular component: nucleolar ribonuclease P complex; ribonuclease MRP complex.